Ornithorhynchus anatinus (platypus) is the source of this 2199-nucleotide messenger RNA. It is a transcript of the gene GHDC, whose product is annotated as GH3 domain containing. Gene Ontology annotation, molecular function: acid-amino acid ligase activity. The coding region runs from base 161 to 1768 and encodes 535 amino acids. The record is from RefSeq and is a predicted model, not a curated record. The transcript is spliced from 9 exons. NCBI's taxonomy places the organism in Eukaryota, Metazoa, Chordata, Mammalia, Monotremata, Ornithorhynchidae. Gene Ontology annotation, cellular component: cytoplasm.
CCGACUGGACAUUUUUUGUCCGGCGGACGACUGUCGGUCCCGGAGAGACGGAAGGGUCCCGGGCUGGCAGAGGCUGGUCUCCGGCCUCACUUCCCCCGUGGGUGCCCGCCCCGGCCCACGUCCCGUGCCCACUCCCCGCGCCAGCGCAUCCUCCCGCGCGAUGCUGCCACCGCCGCCGUCACUGCCGUUGGCACUGCCCCUGCCGCUGGCACUGCUGCUGCUGCUGCCCCUGCUCCCCUUGGCGGUGGCCCUGCCCCUGCUGGCACUGCGCAGGGGACCCGAGGGGCAACGCGGGGCCUUCGUGCUCUGGCACUGCCUGGCACUGCGGGCCCUGCCCUGGGUAGCGGCGUGGCAGAAGCGCCGGCUGGACGCGGACAUGGCAGACCUGCGCCGGAGCCAGGAGCGGGCCCUUCGGGGCAUUCUGCGCCCCCAUCCCGGGGGGAGGAGACCAGACCCAGAUACUUUCCUGGAGCUGCACCCCGUGACCCGACCUGGCUCUGAUGCCUCCACUGGAGAUAGGCACGGGGAAGAGGGCAGGGGAGGGCUGGAGCCGCACUCUCCCCUAAAUCCCUACAGCUCCCCUCUUCAGGCCACUCUGCUGGGUCUGGAUGCCCUGGCCCGGGCAUUCCCUGAAGUCCUGAGACCGGGAGCCACAGCCUGCCUGACCCCCGCCUCACCCUGGCCCAGCCCCCUCCCCUGGCCCCUGGCACCGCUCCUUCCCAGACCCCCACCCUCGGAUGGCCCACGGGCCCCGCUGCUGGCCGCGCUGCGGACCCGGGGCCUGCAGGUGCUGGAGGCCCGGACAGCCUCGGAGCUCCUGGACGUCUUCUCCAGCCUGGUGUCCGGCCGUGAGCAGCUGCUGGAGGAUGUAGCUAGUGGACGGGGUCCCCCAGCAGCCGCCCCCGCCCCCGUCCGGGCGACCGAGCUGGCGGCUGAGCUGCAGGGGGGCCCAGAUGGGCUGGCCCGGCGCCUAUGGCCGCAGCUGCGACUGGUCGUGGUGGGCGAUGCCGGGGGGCAAGGCCCGGCCGCGGCCGUGUUGGGAGCCUCCUGGUGCCAGGGUGUGCGUCUCUACACACCCGUCUACACGGCGACUGGAGGUGUUUCCGGGCUGAACCUGUGGCCGGAGCGUGUGGAGUGGGCACAGCGGCCAAGGUACCUGCUGACCCCAGGACCCCCAUUCUGUGAGCUGCUUCAGGAAGGGGCAGCGCCUCCCUGGCUCCUGGGGGAGGAGUACGAGCUGGGGCUGACCUCUGCCACUCUGGCCAGGUGCUCUCUGGGUGACGUCGUCCGGGUCGUGGACUUUCACAACCAGAGCCCGGUGGUCGAGUUCGUGCGCAGGCGGGCCGAGACGCUGAGUGUCCGUGGGGAGGGGAUGUCCGAGGACGGCUUCUAUCGGGCCCUGCUCCAGGCCGCCGCGCGAUGGCCGGGGGCGCGCCUUGUGGACUACUGCUCUGCCGAGAGCUGCCUUCUAGGUUCCCUCUCGGAUGGAUCUGCUCCUCACUACGAGGUGUUUGUGGAGCUGCGGGGAGUGCGGGAUCUGUCCGAGGGCCAGCGGGACAAGUUUGACCGCUGCCUCCAGGACGAGUCAGCCGCCUACAAGUCCCUGCGCUUUCGAGGCAGCGUGGGCCCCGCCCGCGUCCACCUGCUGGGGCCCGGGGCCUUCCAGCAGCUGCGGGGCGCCGCGCCCCCCGCCCCCUCUCCCGCCCUGCCCAGGGUCCUGCGGCGCCUAGACCAGGUCCAGCUCCUGCAGAGCCGGGUGGUGUCCUGAGCCCGGGCACGCACUCCUCGCCUGGACUAGACAGCUGAGGCCUGGGAGGCCCUGUAGGCACAAAUUCCCCCUUCCUCCUCCUCCUGUGUGUGUGUGGUGUGUGGGGGUGUGUGUGUGGGGGGGUCCUUGACAGGGCUGAGCCCAGGACAGUGGGGGGGGGGCGGGAGCCCCCGUCUCCUCCACCCCAUCCUCCCUCUCCUCCCAGAGCAGACACCAGAUUGCCCUUCCCUCAUUCCCGGACCUCUCCAUCUCUCCCGGUCCUAUUCCGCUGUCCUCCUCCUCCCCCUCCCCAUCCUCCCAGGCUUAGCCCUCGGGGUGCGAGGGUGGGGAGGCCAGGGUGCCUUGCCAGCAUCCAGGGUGCCCGGCCCCCAGAAACUGGGCUGUGAGGAAGCCACAGGAACCCGCACCCGAAUAAAGCAGACUAACCUUUG